AUGAGCAUGCGUUUCGUCUCCGUGCUGGCGUAUGCGGACGCCAGCACGCGCAUAAUGGUAAUAUCCACAAGGCAGCUGUUGGCAAAGCUAAGCCACCCGCUUCAACGUGUAGGCCUUGAGCGGCAGAUCCGCGCCUGUCAAGACGGCACACUGGAACCAGAGGAGGAGGAGGAGGAGGAGGAGGAGGAGGAGGAGGAGGAGGAGGAGGAGAAGGAGGAUCUUGGGUCACCAAACGAACCGAGACCUCUAUCAACUCCCUCGACGAUAUGUCUGCCCGAUCUCGAUCCCCCAUUUGAGGGGAUUCGGGCCUGCAACCUCCACCCCGUCGGCCCUCGUCCCUAUUCAUUCGUAUGCCCGCAAACGAUGCUUCAACUGCCCAACAACCGUGAACCCAUGCCAUACCGCGGGGAUCUAGGAACCGUACCUCGGAUCCCAGCUCGUGUGUAA
This is a messenger RNA of Colletotrichum graminicola M1.001, 447 nucleotides long. RefSeq lists its product as uncharacterized. The record is from RefSeq and is a predicted model, not a curated record. NCBI's taxonomy places the organism in Eukaryota, Fungi, Ascomycota, Sordariomycetes, Glomerellales, Glomerellaceae. The transcript has a single exon. Bases 1 to 447 code for a protein of 148 amino acids.